AUGAGAUAUCGGAAAAACAUUUUUCAAGGGAUACAAUAUUAUACUACAUAUAUUAAUAAUAAUAAUAAUAAUAAUAAUAAUAAUAGUUAUUUUAAUAUUUAUUAUAAUAGUUAUUUUAAUAGUUAUUUUAAUAGUUAUUAUAAUAGUUAUUAUAAUUGUUGUAAAAAUAAUGUAAAAUCCUUCAGUGUUUUUAAUUCAAAAGGAAAAGAAAGGGAAAGAAAAAAUGAUAAAGAAAAAAAUGUACUACUACCCAAUAUAAAUUAUUAUUCGAGGAAAGAAAAAAAACAAAUUUUGCAAAACAUUCAUGAACAGAUCGUUUUAAAACAAAAUAUUGAUAAAGAAAAAAUUCUGGAAUUAUAUUUGAAUGAUAAAGAUGUUCAAAAGAUUUUGAAAGAGCAAAAAAUUAAGGAGCCUGAAAAAAAAAUUAAAAGAAUUCAAGAAAUUGUAAAUAAUGAAGAAAAUUUAAAUAAAAAAUUUAAUCAAUUUUAUGAUUUAUUUUGUUUUGAUUUAAAAAAUAUAAAUGAUAGUAAUAUAAGUAUUAAUAAAAAAUGUAAUAUAAAUUAUGAGAUACAUGAUAAUAUAUAUGAUAUAAGACAUACACAUAACAAUUGUAAUUAUCCUUUUGAUAAGUGUGUUAAUAAUAAGAAUGUUUAUAUAUUAAAUAAUGAAUUAAUAAAUAAUCAGAUGUUUAUGAGUUAUGUAAAAACAUAUCAAUAUAUAAAAAUAAAUUUGAACACAAUUAAAAAAUUUCUUCUUUUUAUCGAAAGGAAUUUAAUUAAUUAUGAUAACACAAGUUCAUCCUUUAAAUAUUAUUUUUCAUUCAACCAGUUUGUUGUAUAUUUUUUUAAUUACUCUUUUCAUUUUAUAAAACACUUUGAUAAAGAUUUGUUCUUAUCAUAUAUUUCUUUAUAUAUAAAAUUAAAUCUCUUUUACUCCCAUGACCUUUUUAUUGAUAUUCAAGAAAAAAUAAACCAUGACAAGGAUAAAAUAAAACAAGAUAAUAAUGGAGAAGUACAAAAAACUAUUUAUUAUAUAAACAUAUCGAAUGAAGAAAUUUUGGAUAUUAUAAGAAAUAACAACAAGAAAAUUAUUCAUAUGUUGAAUCUAUUGCUUAAGGAAAGGGUAGGUUGUUAUAAUAUAUUAAAUGUAUUAGAUUUGUAUUAUACAUAUUAUAAGAAGGUUAGAAUAAAUGAAUUAAUUAAAAAUGUGCAUAAUUUGUAUAAUAUUGAUAUAAAAUCAAAAUAUAAUAAUAAUAAUAAUAAUAUAUUGUCUGAUCAUGUAUGUAUUCCCAAUGUAGAACAUAUGAAUUAUUUAUAUUCUUAUUAUAGUUAUAUGAUAUGUUUAUAUUUUAAUUAUAUUUAUUUAUUAAACAACAUAAUUAAGCUAAACAGUUUUUACCUACCAUAUUGUGAUGAAAAUUUAUUGUACUUAUUAAAUUGCGUAGAACUAUUGUGUGAAAAUAUUUUUGAUAAAAAAAUCAUUAUAGAAGAAAAAAUUAAAUAUUUAGUCGGGUAUAUAAAUAAUAAGGAUGUUGAAAGGUAUUUGUUAAAAGAUAUAUUAUAUGAUAUGGGUAAAAAUAAUAUUAUAGAUAAGAAUUCAACAUGUGAAAAUUUUGAAAUUGAAAAGAAGGGAAAAAAAAAUAUAUCACAUAAUUCAAUGUAUAAAAAUAAUAAUAAUAAUAAUAAUAAUAAUAAAAAUAAUAAUGAUAAUUAUUAUACACAUAUUAUAUAUUCCAAUGAUAAUACAAACCAAUCUCAUUACUUAUCACAUAAUAAUAUAUUAAAAAAUAAUAUGUAUGGGGAUAAAGAUGAAUUCCUUUUAAAUCUAUACAUGAAUACACGAAAUAACAUUAAGUUGCUCUUUCAAAAUAUGACACAUUUUUUUAUUUUACAAAAUUGUGAUUUAAUAUUAAAAUUCUUAAAUAUUAUUUAUACAACAAAAUAUAUAAAUAUAUAUAAUAUAAAUGUAUUAUUUUAUAGCCUAUGGAUUAAUCGUGAUGUUAUGAAAACGUAUCAAAUAAAAAACGUACUUUUUUUUUUCUCAUUAUAUAAAAAUAAUUUUAUUUUGAAUAAUGUGGACUUAGGAAAUACAAUAUAUAAUUGGUAUAAUAAACGUUUAAUAUAUUUUAUAAGAAAAAAAAUAGAAAUUUAUUUUGAACAUCAUUCUUUAGAAAAUAGUAUAAGAAGUAUAUUCCUUUUAACGGAUAUUUUAAGUUACAAUAAAAUAAUAAAAAAAAUAUUAAUGAAAAAAUUGGAGCUGUUAAAUAUGCAAAACAUUUCCCCUUCACUCUUUUGUCAAAUAUUUUUUUUAUUAAAAAAAUUAAAAUGUGACGCACGGAAUCAAUUAGGAAGUCAGUUGUUUUUAAAACAUUAUAAGAAAUUUAUACCUUCUUUAACAUAUAGCGAAAUAUUAUAUUUAAUAGAAAAUGUAGAAUAUUUAAUAAGUAGAAAAAAGCGAAAAAUUUUUCUUCUUCUGAUUUUAUAUUGUUUUAGGAAAAUGAAAGAAAAUAAUACUCAUUUGUUAUAUCAAGAUUCUAUUUUUAUAUGCAUGAAUCAUAUUUUUAAAUUAAUAAAUAUAAUAAAUAAAUUUAAAUUAUAUCAAUAUUGUAAAAGAAAUUAUUUUAUUCCAAUAUAUGAAUAUAUCUUGUCUUUUAAUGAAGUACAGCGUGGUAUAAAGAAAGAGAGGUGUCAAUCUAAUUUUUCUUAUAAUAAUAAAUAUUUUAAUGAUUUUUAUGAAAAAAAUAAUUAUACAUUUCUGAUAAAUAAUAAUGACACUAUAUUAAUAGACUACCAUAAGAAUGAUAAAAAUAAAAUAAAGAUAAAAGAACAAACAGUUGAUGAUACAAAUGGGACGAUUGAAAAAAAUGGUGACGGUAACAUAGAUGUGGUUAAUAUACAUGGUGAUCAUAAAAAUAAAAUGGUUGAACAUAAUUAUAAUUGUGUAAUAAAAGACGAUAAUAUUUCAUCACCAAUUAAUUGUUAUGAGUAUUAUACCAACAAUAGUGAUGUUUCUUAUUUUGCUGCUUCAAAUAGUGGUUUAUAUAAAUAUAAUAUAAAAUUAGAAUUACUGACAUGUAGUCAAAUAAUAGAUAUGAUUUUUUUUAAUAUUAACACAAAUAUAAAUAUUUUUAUUAUAGGAGAAUUAUAUAGUGAUUUAUUUUAUCGAAUUAUUAGAAACACUCCUUUUAGAAAAAAUGAAAUAUCACUUAUAUUUAAAAGCAUGUGGAUGUCGAGAGUUUAUCAUGAAAAUUUGUUUAAUUCAUUACUAGAAAUUAUAAAUAAUAAUAAAAAGAUUGUCCAGAAUUAUUUAUAUUCUUUAGAUAUUUUAUUAUGUCUUUGUUCUUACAAAAGAGAGGAUAUGAAAUUAGAAAUGAAAAAUUAUAAGGAGUUACUCAUAUCACUUUUUGAUAUAUGUUUUUUAAAUAUUGAUCAUAUUUGUAAAAAUAUAAAAAGGCAAAUAUAUUUUUAUUACUGUGUUCUUUUUUUGGAAGUAUAUUAUCCUUUAUUAUAUUUAAGAAUUAUUAAAGGGAAGGGGAAUAUUUUUUCUGAUAUUUCCAAAGAAUUUGUUAGUAAUAAAAUGAAAGAGAAGGAAGAAAUAUUGACUACAUUUGAAUAUCAAAAAAAAAAAAAAAAAGUUGAAGAAAAGAAAAAAUUAUAUAUGUGUAUGAAUAAUGAACUAAAUAAUAAUUAUAAUAUGGUAAGAUAUAAUUUGGAAGAUACCAAAAUGGAAAGGAUGAUUAUUGGAGGCUAUAUGAACAAUACAUAUAAUAAUUUAGAACAAAAGGAUAAUUUAAUAAAUAAGAAAAAUAGAAAAGAAAAAGAAAACAAUGAAAUACAUGAAGAAAAUAAAUAUGAUGAUAAAUACAAUAUAUAUAAUGAUUUUAGGAAUGAUGGUGUUAUCUAUCCAAUGUGUAUUCUAAAAAAAUUAAAAGAAAUCUUUUUUAUUUAUCAGAAAAAGUAUGCAUAUAAAUACGAUCUUACACCAUUUUAUGAGUUGUUAGAUAAAUUAUAUAUAAGGAAUAUAAAAUAUAAUAGUGUUCCAAUAAUAUAUUUUAAAAAUUAUGAAUUAAAUAACUUGUUUGUUUUAAAUAUUUAUUUCCCUGUCAUCAAAUUUGCUAUAUUAUUUGUAAAAGAUCACAAAGAUGACAUAAGAAAUGAAAAAAAAAUAAAAAAGGAUAUUAUGAAAUGUAUUCAUAUUAAGAAUAUAGAGAAAGAGCACCUAUUACAGGAAAACGAAAAUAUAAAUGAUAAUAAAACAAAUGUUGUUCGUAGUUUUAAUAUUUUUUAUCCAUAUAAUAUUCUUUCAAAUAACUUAUAUUCAAACGAUAUCGAUAUAUUAAUACAAAGAUUAUAUUUGUAUAAAUAUCAUAAAAUACAUGUUAUGGUAUUAUCAAAAGAAAAGGUUGAUUUGUUUUUUAAAAAAUAUACAAGUCAAAAACAACAGAAUGUAAUAAACGAAUCAAAUAUAGUAUUUCAAAAUGUGUAUAAACAUAUUAUAAAAAAUAACAAAGAAGACUAUACAAUGAUGUUGGCUUCUCUCAUGAAGAAACAAUUACAAUAUAUUUUUUCAUUACAUAAUUGA
Molecule: messenger RNA, 4581 nt
Organism: Plasmodium falciparum 3D7
Lineage: Eukaryota; Apicomplexa; Aconoidasida; Haemosporida; Plasmodiidae
Source: RefSeq, a predicted model, not a curated record